CUGGUGGACAGGUCAUGUCUUUCCCUGCUCCCCCGGCACCGACUGCUAGGUAUCAAGCCCCACCGGCUCAGCCCGUCAAGAAUGGCGCAACAAAUGGUCGGAUUCCCCAAACAGAUGGUCCCUCCGCGGCUGGCCCUAGUCGCAUUCCACAGGCAGACGGCCCAUCGUCGUCUUCGGAGUCGGGAUCAGCAUCGCCGCCACCAGCUACAUACGCACCCCGUGGCUCUGCGCAUCCUAGUUUGCCGCAGCCGAUGCAAUCGCGUGCAGACCAAGAAGAUGACGACGAGGCCAUCAACAGCGAUCUAGACGACUCGGAUUCUGAGGGCGAGCGGGACGACCCUACGGGUGGUGCGGAAACCGAUAUUGUUUUCUGUACAUAUGAUAAGGUGGCUCGCGUCAAAAACAAAUGGAAGUGUAUUCUCAAGGACGGCAUGAUCCAUGUCAAUGGGAAGGAUUAUCUGUUUGCGAAAUGCACCGGAGAAUUUGAGUGGUAGCCGACAGCCACAGGCAAGGACUCUUCGAAGUCUCAAUGAUCGCUUCUGUCAGCUUCCGCCCUCUUGUUCUAUACAUGUCAACACUCCACUUAUCUUAUGUUACACAUGCCAUGUCCCCCAUCUCUGCUUGUCGUAUCUAAAGUCGCUAUCCUACAAGUCAUAUCACUCUACGUGUCCUGUCCGAUGGCCACAUGUAACAACACACUCACAUAUCACAAUAUACAGAUCUCG
Molecule: messenger RNA, 725 nt
Organism: Phanerochaete carnosa HHB-10118-sp
Lineage: Eukaryota; Fungi; Basidiomycota; Agaricomycetes; Polyporales; Phanerochaetaceae
Exons: 3
Coding region: 15-494 (159 amino acids)
Biological process (GO): transcription by RNA polymerase II; transcription initiation at RNA polymerase II promoter
Cellular component (GO): transcription factor TFIIA complex
Source: RefSeq, a predicted model, not a curated record